AUGACCCUCAAGCCAUUCCUCACUGAGUACCAAACGGAUCAGCCCAUGGUGUUCUUUCUUGCAAGGGACUUGGAAACUGUGGUCAGGAAGCUACUGACGAAGUUUCUGAAGUGCUCGGUCUUGUCUUCAGCAAAAGGAGCCACUGGUCUGCUGAUGGUGGACAUUGAAAGCACCGAGAACCACACUCCACUUGAAAAGGUGGAUGUAGGCCAUGCCGCUGAACAGACUGUCAGGAAAACUAAAGCAAGCCAAAAGGACAUGUUCCAGUUCCGCAUGGAAUGCAAACGCUUCUUGAUCAGUGUAACAAAGAAGGUGCUUGAGAGAAGUCCACUCAAAUUCCCGAUUGUUAGGAGUUUGUCCUCUCUGGACCCACGACAAAUGUGUACUAAACCAGAUGAGUGCCUGGCCGGCUUCAGAAGAGUGUUGGAUGCCCUCAUUACAGCGGGCAGAAUGUCUGAGCACCAAAGAGACACUGUACUAGGGGAGUACACUGAGUUCCUGCAGGAAGAGAUGCAUAACCUGCGAAUGUUUGAGAAGAACGUAAACAGGUUGGACGAGUUCUUGACUGAGCUGAUGAAGUUUAAUUCAUCAUGUGGGGAACUAUGGAAGGUUGUCAAACUUUUGCUCGUGCUCAGCCACGGACAGGCCACUGUGGAGCGAGGGUUUAGCGUGAACCGCCAGGUUGCUGUAGAAAAUCUGAAGGACCUGUCGUACAUUUCGCAACGUAUUGUGUGUGACGCUGUGGACAAGGCAGGGGGCGUCCUUAAUGUCCCUAUUACAAAAGAGCUGAGGACUGCUGUAUCAGCUGCCCGGCAGCAGUAUGCUGCAUAUCUGGAAACAGAAAAAAAGAAGCAAUGUGAUGAUGUAAGGGAAUCAAAGAGGCGCUGCAUCGGCGAAGAGAUUGACGCAAUGAAAAAAAAGAAAAAGAAACUCGAGGCAACAAUAGCUGACCUCCAGGCUUCAGCGGAUACCUAUGCCGAAAAGGCAGAAGCAGCUAAUGAUCUGAAGUAUGUGGAGCCCAACAGCUCGUGGGUGCGCCUCACGGUUGAUGGUCAGCCGGUCUCUGUGCUUCAGUACACUCUCCGCUUCUUGGGCAGCAGCCAUGAUUCCGUCAGGACACUGGCGGCUGAGAAUGUGGCUGUCUUCCUCAGUGGCCAACACCCAGCCAGCCUGCAGGCCUUGCUGCCACUUUUGUACAAGCAUCUUGAAGCCGACGUGAGCAGGGAGGAUGAGCACUACUCUGGCUGCCUGGUAUUUGCCUCAGCACUUGCCAAUGCGGCCAUCGCCUUGGGACCGCACCUGGGUGGCAUGGCCACCACACUGGUCGUUCAGGCAGUGCGAGACCGGGGCCUGCCAGACACUCUCGCUGCAAAGGUCCUUGGCUUUGCGGACACCAAGCCCUGGGCAGAAGGUCACCUGCCUGCUGUAGUCUACCACUGGCUGAGACGGGGUCUCCCCUUGGCCGAGCUUCCUGUUACCGCGCUUGGCUGCCCGUUGCCCACGCAGUUCUGGAAGUGCCACUGGGUUCGGGUCCUGCCAGCAGUUGUGGAGUGCUGCAACAUCAGGGCUGUCCAGCUUGUGAGCGACAGCGUGGGCAUUCCUGCCAGGGAGUUGCUCCGGCAGGUGGCGCCCUCUGUGUUGAGCCGUGCAUUGCCCAACUCGGAGCCCCUGUGCUUCCUCCAGGAGCACCUGUCACCAAAGAUUGUAGAACAAGUUUUGGGGGACCAUCUUCCUGAGGUGCUGGUGUCUCUCCUGCGCCUUGCCUGUGACAUUCCCACUCAUGCAGCGCAGUCCCCCCACGAUGAGCCGUACCCUCCUUGCUUGGCUGAAGGCCAGGUGCAGGAGUGCCUGCAGCUUCUUGAGCACAGGUGCUGCGGGGAUCUUCUGGCGGCACUCUUGCACAAGCGGGAUGGUGUGCAGCUGGUGCUGGAAGGACUGCAGCAGCCUGCUGGCCCCCGCCUGGCUGCACUCAAGCACCUGGUUGCCAUGGUGUCUCAAGCCCUGGCAAGACCAACUGGCCUUGGGGGCUCAGAGUGCUUUGUGCUGCGAACGCUGACGAGGCAACUGCUGCAAAAGCUCCCGGUGCGAGGUGGUGCGGAUGACACUGUGAGGCUCGUGGCACGUCUUCUCCGACAGCUGUAUGAGGCUGCUCUGGUUUACAAGGAAGCUGCAAGAAACUUGCCACUCAUCAUUAAUGCCCUGGCACCAUUUGUCGAUGAUGAGAAUACCGCGGUGGAGGUGCAGCGCCUGGUGAAGAUUCUGUUGUCAGACGAACAGCUGGAAGCGGCAACGCUGCUUGUGCGUCCACCCUACCGGGACUCCCUGGAUGCAGUGCAGCUGCGCCUCAAGCAGGGACCCAUCACUCAGGUGCUCGCCGUGUUCGUCGAAUCGCUCAAGCAGGACCUUCUCAGUGGACACGAGGACAUUGGUACGCUGGUUGCACUCGGCAGCUUGCUCAAGCUGCGUCACGCUGAACUGCUACCAGACACGCAGGGGAAGCUGUUUUUCACGGAGUCAGCCAGCUCGAGCCCCUUGCACCAGCUGGUGGUGGUCCUCUUCCAGCAAGCCAACUCCCCACACCAGCAGGUGAGAGAGGCUUCCCUGCAUUGCCUUGGCAUCCUGGGUCCCAUCGAGUGGCACCUGCCGUGCCUGUCCACUGCACACUGGAACCCCAUCUCGGGCAUGGUGGACAAGCCAGCCAAGGGCUGUCAGCACAUCACCUAUGCGAUCAUCUUCCGCACCAUGGAGCGUUACAUCAGCCAUCCUGACACCAAGCUGUCUAGUGUGGCGUGCGAGGUGAUCAAGUCUGCACUGGCGACACCAACGGGCUUUGCCUUUGCAUCACAGCACAGGCAGGCAGAGGACAUGGAGGACACCUUUGCCUUUCUCCACCCUUUUGUGCCUUCGUGUUGCAAGGAAAGUCUCACCUUCUGCUAUCUGAACAUAGUACAAGGAAAAAAACUAAGGAAAUCGGCACUGCUGGACGACAGAAACGAGGACAACGACGAAAAUGUGGACGAUGAUGGUGGCGAGGACAUCACAAAGCAUGUGCAGGCGCAGUACACGAACUAG
Molecule: messenger RNA, 3072 nt
Organism: Dermacentor andersoni
Lineage: Eukaryota; Metazoa; Arthropoda; Arachnida; Ixodida; Ixodidae
Source: RefSeq, a predicted model, not a curated record